Pseudophryne corroboree (corroboree frog) is the source of this 1612-nucleotide messenger RNA. RefSeq names its product proteasome 20S subunit beta 8 (gene PSMB8). Gene Ontology annotation, cellular component: proteasome core complex. The transcript is spliced from 6 exons. The record is from RefSeq and is a predicted model, not a curated record. Gene Ontology annotation, molecular function: threonine-type endopeptidase activity. Bases 289 to 1104 code for a protein of 271 amino acids. Lineage: Eukaryota; Metazoa; Chordata; Amphibia; Anura; Myobatrachidae.
UUAUUUAACAAGAACAUUAUUGCUUUCACUUUCUGUAUAAGUGGCUGCUGAGACAGGCAGGAGCUUACAAAGGAAAGAACGAGAGAAAAAGAAAAUAUACAGAGAAAAAAGAAGAAUGAAGUGAAUUAACGAGACAGACAAAGACCUCAGAAAAGAGAGAGACUGACGGAGACGGGUACUGCAAGAAUUAAUAAGAGACACUCAGCAGUAGACGUGAGGUCUGGAGGAAGAGAAAUAAGCUACAGUAAUAGAAGAUACCAGAGGUGUUGGACAUUUCUCUUCUCAGAUAUGGCUCUUCUGACCAUGUGUGGACCUCCUCAUAGUCGGGACUGGCAGUUACCCCUCUAUGGGGGCAAAAUCUCCCCAACGAUCUCUUUCAACCCCCACAACACCGAGCUGGCAGUGCCCCCUGGAUGUCAGCCAGCAGGAUUCCUCAGGCGUAUGGAGGACGGCGUGGACGGUGUGAAGAUUGAGCCCUGGCAUGGUACCACCACACUGGCUUUCAAAUUCCAGAAUGGUGUGAUUGUGGCAGUAGAUUCACGGGCAUCAGCCGGAAGUUAUGUCAGUUCAAUCAAGUUUAAUAAGGUGAUUGAGAUUAACCCUUACCUGCUUGGCACUAUGUCGGGUAGUGCAGCCGAUUGCCAGUACUGGGAGAGACUGCUGGCCAAAGAGUGUAGGUUAUACCAGCUGCGGAAUAAUUCCAGGAUCUCCGUCUCGGCCGCCUCCAAGCUCCUGUGUAACAUGAUGCUGCAAUACAGGGGAACAGGGCUAAGUGUGGGGAGUAUGAUCUGCGGAUGGGACAGUAAGGGUCCUGGAUUAUAUUAUGUGAAUGAUAAUGGGACAAGGUUACCAGGCAAUAUUUUCUCCACGGGCUCAGGAAAUACCUAUGCAUAUGGCGUUAUGGACAGCGGAUACCGCUAUGACCUGACCCCUGAAGAGGCGUAUGAUCUUGGCCGUAGGGCAAUCAGCUACGCCACGCACCGGGAUAGCUAUUCGGGAGGAGUAGUCAACAUGUAUCACAUGAAGGAGGAUGGCUGGGUAAAGGUCGGACAGUUUGACGUGAGCGACUUACUGUACAAAUACGCAGAGGAGAAGAUGCAGUAAUUCCAGAGGCCGUGUUCCCGCCAUUGUGUUCUACCUUCUCUAACACCGGUCCUCAUCGCUGCUUACUAAGUCUACAGAGAGGAGAAAUUGCAGAGGCCGUAUCACCCGCACAGUGUGACCCCUAAUGUCUUCUACGUUCCUCUAUCACCUUUACUGCUAUCUUCAUACUAUGGGCCCAUUCAUCAACCAAUUUUAGCUAUUUAAAACUAGUUGCGAAUAAUAAAUGAUGUUCCAGCCAAUCAACACAUGACAGUUGGGAGCUGAUUGGUUGGGCAUUUAUCAUAUACAACAAGUUUUAAAUAGCUAAAACCCGUUGAUAAAUGGGCCCCAAAAUCUACAGCGACAAGAGGCAGAGGACGUGCGGCAGAGGACGUGCUAGAUAAAUUACCGUUAUUAGCUUAUUGGUUGCUUUGCACAACUUUUCCCCUUUAUCUCUCUCCAAGGCUUGAUACAUUUCCCCCCUCAAUCUGCUGUCUGAAAUUAUUGAAAAUAAAUAUUUAACAAAUGA